Molecule: messenger RNA, 707 nt
Organism: Oppia nitens
Lineage: Eukaryota; Metazoa; Arthropoda; Arachnida; Sarcoptiformes; Oppiidae
Product: protein FAM32A-like
Exons: 1
Coding region: 123-542 (139 amino acids)
Cellular component (GO): nucleolus
Source: RefSeq, a predicted model, not a curated record
UUGAUUUUCAUCUGAUUUUUGUUUGUAUCUUCACAUCAAAAGAUAUCAUCAAUUUUUUUGUGAAUCAAUAACUUUAACAAUAAGUUUCAAUCAAUCAAUAAAUUAUAAUUGUUUAGCACAUCAUGUCUUCAGACGAGUACGAGUUUGUGGCCAAAAGUGCAUUGAAGUUGAAGUCAGCCGACGGUAUGAUCACUAAGAAGUCGAAGAAGAAAAAGAAGAAGAAAGAUAUGUCUAAACUAACAGAACAAGAGAAAGGUUUAUAUAAGCAAAUGAUCGACAAAACUAUGGCCGACAACAGCAACAACAACAACGUGUCUUCAGCUGCUUCUUCAUCGUCGGCAUCAGUUAGCGGUGGCAGUAGUGGUGGCCAUUGGAGGACAGCCGCCGAACGCAAGUUUCUCGAUCAGCAAUAUAAACGACAGACCGAACGGAUUAUGGAAAAGGCGAGCAAAAGUCAUAAACAACGGGUCGAAGAGUUUAACGACCAUUUGGAGAGUCUUACCGAACACUACGAUAUACCGAAAGUCAGUUGGACUAAGUAGUGGAUCAACCGAUUGAUUGAUUGGCGAUAACGGCAAUAGUUAUCAUCAUAUCAUUGAUGGUCGUAAUGAUUGUACAUAUUUAUUAUCGUAACAUUAAUAACUUCAUUGCCGUAUUAGGGGUUGACUUUGAUCUCCCGAUAGAGAUAGAGAGAGAGAGAGAGAGAG